CGCGGGGUGGGGGGCGGAACAUGUCUCCCACCGCAGGAAGAUGAGGCAGCGGCGGCGGCCGCGGGCGUAGCGGGCCGGACCGAGCCCAACGACGCGGCCGGCGGGCACCGCGGGCUCCUCGCACGCCGCCUCCGCCAGCGCCUUGGCCGCGUAGGGCCCGCGGGGCGGACACGCGGGGAGCCGGGCCACGCGCCGCCGCCCACGCGCGCCCUUCGGGGCCGCGACGCCCCUUUGUCCGGGGGGGCCGUUCAUGCCGCCGCCCCCCGUGCGCUGCGGGCCGGGCCACGCCGAGCAGGGCUGUCUCUAGGCCUGAGGAGCCCACCCCCGGCCCCUGGCUCCCCGUUGCCGCUGGAGAAUGAACCAGCCACAGAGGAUGGCGCCCGUGGGCACGGACAAGGAGCUCAGUGAUCUCCUAGACUUCAGCAUGAUGUUCCCCCUGCCGGUGGCCAAUGGGAAGAGCCGGCCCACCUCCCUGGCCGGGGCCCAGUUUGGAAGCUCAGGUCUCGAGGACCGGCCCAGUUCGGGCUCGUGGGGCACCGGCGAGCAGAACAGUUCCUCCUUUGACCCCAGCCGGACCUACGGUGAUGGCGCCCACUUCAGUGAGUCCCACGGCACCCUCGCUUCGUCCACAUUCCUGGGACCUGGGCUCGGAGGCAAGGGCGGCGAGCGGGGCGCGUACACCCCCUUUGGGAGAGACGCAGGGGUCGGCAGCCUGACUCAGGCCAGCUUCCUGCCCAGCGAGCUGGCCCUCAGCAGCCCGGGGCCGCUGUCGCCCUCGGUCGUCAAAGGCGGGUCCCACUAUUACUCCUACUCCGGUCACCCUCGGCGGAGAGCUGCAGAUGGCGGCCUGGACACGCAGCCCAAGAAAGUCCGGAAAGUGCCGCCGGGUCUCCCAUCCUCGGUGUACCCACCCAGCUCAGGUGAUGAUUACAGCAGGGACACCACCGCCUACCCACCCACCAAGACCCCCAGCGGCACCUACCCUGCCUCCUUCUACGUGGCAGACAGCAGCCUGCACCCCUCAGCCGAGCUCUGGAGCCCCCCAGGCCAGGUGGGCUUCGGGCCCAUGCUGGGCGGGGGCUCAUCCCCCCUGCCCCUCCCGGCAGGUGGCGGCAGCUCCGUGGGUGGCAGUGGCAGCGGUGGGUUUGGCGGCCUGCACCAGCACGAGCGCAUGGGCUACCAGCUGCACGGAGCAGAGGUGAACGGCGGGCUCCCGGCUGUGUCCACCUUUUCCUCGGCCCCCACGGGCGCCUACAGCAGCGUCUCCAGCCACACACCCCCUGUCAGCGGGGCCGACAGCCUCCUGGGCUCCCGUGGAACCACGGCCGGCAGCUCUGGGGACGCCCUUGGGAAGGCGCUGGCCUCGAUCUACUCCCCAGACCAGUCAAGCAAUAACUUCUCAUCCAGCCCCUCCACCCCCGUGGGCUCCCCACAGGGCCUAGCAGGGACGUCACAGUGGCCUCGAGCAGGAGCCCCCGGUGCCUUAUCGCCCAGCUACGAUGGGGGUCUCCACGGCCUGCAGAGCAAGAUGGAGGACCACCUGGACGAGGCCAUCCACGUCCUCCGCAGCCACGCUGUGGGCACAGCGGGGGACGUGCACGGACUGCUGCCCGGCCACGGGCCGCUGGCCUCAGGCUUUGCUGGCGCUGUCAUGCCACUGGGCGGGCGGCAUGCUGGCCUGGUGGGCGGCAGCCACUCGGAGGACGGCCUCUCCAGCAGUGGCGGCCUCGUGCACAACCACGUGGCCCUCCCCGACCUCUCCCGGCCGCCUGACUCCUACAGCGAUCUCGGGCGCGGCGCCGCCCCAGGGCCUGGCGACAUCAAGCGGGAGGAGCAGGAGGACGGAGAGAACGUGGCGGCCGACACCGCCGAGGACGAGAAGAAGGACCUCAAGGCCCCGCGCACCAGGACCAGCCCGGACGAGGACGAGGACGACCUUCUCCCCCCAGAGCAGAAGGCUGAGCGGGAGAAGGAGCGCCGGGUGGCCAAUAACGCGCGGGAGCGGCUGCGGGUCCGAGACAUCAAUGAGGCUUUUAAGGAGCUGGGGCGCAUGUGCCAGCUGCACCUCAACAGUGAGAAGCCCCAGACCAAACUGCUCAUCCUGCACCAGGCCGUGUCGGUCAUCCUGAACCUGGAGCAGCAGGUGCGAGAGCGUAACCUGAACCCCAAAGCGGCCUGCUUGAAGCGCCGAGAAGAGGAGAAGGUGUCCGGCGUGGUCGGAGAUGCCCAGAUGGUGCUGUCGGCCGCCCACCCAGGCCUGGGCGAGGCCCACAACCCUGCCGGGCACAUGUGACAGGAACGCUUCCCAGACGAGUGACCCCACCUUGGUCUAACCUGGGACAGUCCACGCCAGGCGCCUGGUCCCCACCCCACGCAGCCCGUGGUCAGCCUUGAGCCAACACCCCCUGGGCGCUCCGGAGGCAACACCACCGCCAGGCCUCUGGCUUGAUGGAUCCUGAAAGUGCAUCUCGGCCCUGCUGCCCAGGCCUGGGCGGCAAGGAGCAUUGUUUUUGUUUUUGGUAUAUACAUGUUGUCAGACAAGAAAAUGAAUGCCUUAAGUAUAAAACGUGAAGACUCAAACAUACCGUUCACAGGAGGGAAAUGCUGUGCGGAGCCAGCUUGGUCGGCAGCCACCAACCAGCAACUUGUGCCUACGCCUGAGAGGUUUUUUUUUUUUUUUUUUUUUUUUUUAAGGAAAAUAAAAGGAAACUUAGUUAUGAGAGUUUUUUUGUUUUAAUGUAGAAGAAAACUAGUAAGAAUGAUGCCUUUGGUCUCUUUUUUUUUUAGCUUUUUUUGCGUAUGUUUUCUAAGCAACAAAUUUUUUUGUAUAAAAGUCUCGUGUGUCUUGCUAUUUUUGCUGCUGUUUCUAGAAAUGAGCAUUGCAUUUCAUGAUCAACAAGGUUAUUAAAAGUUGUAUUAAAAAGACCCCAGGACUUCCCUGGUGGUCCAGUGGUUAAGAUUCCACGCUCCCAAUGCAGGGGGUACGGGUUCAAUCCCUGGUCGGGGAGCUGAGAUCCCUCGUGCCACGUGGCGUGGCCAAAAAACUUUAAAAAGAUCCCGUGUAAACUUGAGGUGCCCCCGCCCCGGGAGCCACUGGACCAGGGGUGGCAGGUGCCAUCCAGUUCAGGUUCUAGUGUGGGGGGCUUGCUCUUGUGGUUUUGCUCCCUGCGAAGUAGCAGGUGGGCCCUUGCUUGGUGGGGGCCUCCCCUGCCAGAUCUGCUCCCCUCCCUCAGGAAGGGGGACACCCUGCUGGGGCACCUCCAAGGAGGCAGGGACGCUCCCCUGUCACACAGCUGAGGUUCCUGCCCGCAAGCAGCUCGGGUCCCCCAGGCCCCUGCCUGCGGCCUGCCAGCCCCACAUCCCUCCAAGUCCUGGGACCUCUCUCAGACGGGACUUUGUGAGGAGCAGCAUUCCUGGGCCCGGGGCCUGCGUUGCUGAGCGUGGUGCUGGGGGGCCUCCCUAAACACCCCGUUCUUCAUACUCUGAACUCUGGCACAGAAACCCCCUGCUCCCCGAGUGGCCUUCCUGGUGUGGACUGGGGAAGUUACAGGAUCCCCCUGCCCAGAAAGGCCCCCAGGCUGUGUGUCUGUCAGGGUUGACGCCCCACUGUAAACCAGGAGGCUGAACCGCUCUCAGGCCCUGGGUGCCAGCUCCCAGGCCUCCCCAAGUAGCCCUCUCUCCCGUAUGUUCAGGGGAACCCACUCGGCCUGGGCUGUCCCAGGUUUAAACAAAGUCCAGGGCGGUUGGUCACCUUACGUGUCACCUGGGUGUGGGGUCAGGCCUGCUGGGGUCUCACCUGCCCUCCCUCUACCCCCUGCAGAGAGACCUUACGUACCCCCAGGCUGGCUGCGUGCACCCCACCCUACCAGCAUCCCAGGUGUCUCCCCCCAAACCCCCUCACUCCCCGAGCACUGGGGCGGCCUGACUCCUCAAGACUGGAACUCCCCACGGCUGGGGGCCGGGUGCCCCACGGGAAGCUUGAGGGAACCCCAAGGCCAGCACGAGCGGGACAUCCCAGCUUGGGGCCGGGGCCACCUCCAGGUCCCUGGGAUCCCCUGGGGUCUGCCCCUAAGACCGAUCAGGGGACUCUCCUUGGUGACUCCCCUGGUCUGUGGGUCUUGUCUCUCUUUGGGGAAGCUGCCUCAGUUUCCCUCUGCCUCGGGCCUAACCCACAGACCCAGAUGGGCAGGGGCUGAGGAGCCUCUGCGGCCCCCCCGAGGCCCACAAACUUUUGAACUGUGUAUUACAUAUAUAAUUUAAGUUUUAUAUAUUUUAUAUAUAUAUAAUGAGAUUAACCCAGCACGGGAAAAAGUAGCCUUGGGGGAGGGGAAGAACUACAAUUACAGGGAAAAUUGUGCUCUGAGUGCCUCAGGAUAACUGAUUUUUUUAAAAACAACAAAAAGUUUUUUAAGUAGAAUAAUUUUAUAUAAGUGUCAACACAGCUGGCUGAAUUCUUUGGGAUUUUUAAUAACGAUCCUCUAAAGUCGAUUUGGAGACCUGUACAUAACAGCACUGUAGCAAUAAAUGUGACAUUUUAUGACAAUA
Messenger RNA from Orcinus orca (killer whale), 4545 nucleotides. It is a transcript of the gene TCF3, whose product is annotated as transcription factor 3. Lineage: Eukaryota; Metazoa; Chordata; Mammalia; Artiodactyla; Delphinidae. Gene Ontology annotation, cellular component: transcription regulator complex. Gene Ontology annotation, biological process: regulation of transcription by RNA polymerase II; immunoglobulin V(D)J recombination. The record is from RefSeq and is a predicted model, not a curated record. Bases 356 to 2293 code for a protein of 645 amino acids. The transcript is spliced from 19 exons. Gene Ontology annotation, molecular function: protein dimerization activity; RNA polymerase II cis-regulatory region sequence-specific DNA binding; DNA-binding transcription factor activity, RNA polymerase II-specific.